AUGAAUGUCCAACUGUUCUUGGUCAUCGCGACAUUCGCAUUCUUUGCCAAACUCACGGUCGCCUUAAUCAAGUGGAUUAGAAGUCCCUUGAGAUCAGUACCUGGGCCGCCCCUAGCACGCUUGACUGAUCUAUGGUACCUCUAUCGUGUUAAGCAGGGCAGCUUCGAAAAGGUCAACCUACAACUGCAUGAACAAUAUGGCCCGAUCGUCCGUUACGGUCCAAACCGAUAUAGCAUCAAUGAUGCGGAAUCAACCAAGACAAUCUACGGCCACGCCACGCAGUUCCGCAAGUCAGACUGGUAUAUCGCAACGACGCCUGAUAGUCGAAGGGUGAACAUCUUUGCGGAACAAGAUAUCAAGCGCCACGCCUAUUCUAGGCGGUUCUACUCUAGUGCCUACUCGAUGACUUCUCUCGUCCAUUACGAACCCUACUUGGACGAAUGCGGCGCACUGUUCUGUCAACGACUCGACGAGUUUUCAAAAGCAGGAUUCGCAGCUGACUUCGGUCACUGGUUUCAAUGCUUUGCAUUCGAUGCUAUCGCGAUGAUGACUUACGGGAAACGUCUUGGGUUCUUAGACCGGGGGGAAGACAUUUCUAGCGUAAUGAAGAAUAUCAAUAUGGCCCUCGUACAUGCUAGCUUGGUUGGUGUUUUCCCUUCCUUGCAUAAGUAUGCGAUGGUACUAUUGAGCGUCUUCGAACGUUUCUUUGGAGAUGGGUCAGUUACGUUUGUGCCGAAUUUCACCCAGAAGAUAAUCGACGCUGAACGAGCAUCUCCAAAGUUGGUUGUUGACGUACGUGGCCAAGAAGAUGGGGCGGCUGCCAAGGAAAGCUUCCUCACCAAAUUUCUGGCCAAGCAUUCCAGCGAUCCCAACUUCACCAACGAGUAUAUCCUCGCAGGCUGCGCAGCCAACAUGUUUGCUGGAUCCGACACCACUGGCCUCAGCCUAUCGGCUAUCCUUUACAACUUAUUAAAAAGUCCAGAGAGUAUGAGGAAGCUGCGUCAAGAAAUCGACGAGUUCACUAGCCGUGGUGAGCUUUCGAAAGCACCUACGUUCAAGGAGAGCCAGCAAAUGCCCUACCUUCAAGCUGUUAUUAAAGAGGCCUUACGUGUGCACCCAGCCGUUGGAUUACCAUUGGAACGAGUUGUGCCUGAAGGUGGUGCCUCGAUUGGUGGUAGGUUCUUUCCUGAAGGGGCUGUCGUUGGCAUCAACAGCUGGGUUCAGCAUCGGGACAAGGUUUUGUUCGGUGAUGACGCUGACCACUUCCGGCCGGAUCGCUGGCUCGUUAGUGACGAGACCAAGUUGUUGUCAGUUAUGAACAGAAAUUGGACACCGUUCGGCUUGGGGUCACGAACCUGCUUGGGCAAAAACAUCUCCAUCCUUGAGAUAUCGAAGCUUAUCCCCAGGAUUGUGCGCGACUUUGAUUUUAAGCUUGAAGGUGCAGCGGCCACGCCGAGCGGAUCUUGGAAAACCUUCAACGCAUUCUUUGUAAAGCCUGUGAACUUCUACGUGAAGGUACAACCCAGAAAGAGAGACCGAGAAAUGCCUCUGACCAAUCUGUCCAAUCUGAAUUGA
Molecule: messenger RNA, 1575 nt
Organism: Colletotrichum siamense
Lineage: Eukaryota; Fungi; Ascomycota; Sordariomycetes; Glomerellales; Glomerellaceae
Gene: PDA6-1-3
Product: Pisatin demethylase
Exons: 4
Coding region: 1-1575 (524 amino acids)
Molecular function (GO): heme binding; iron ion binding; oxidoreductase activity, acting on paired donors, with incorporation or reduction of molecular oxygen
Source: RefSeq, a predicted model, not a curated record